AUGCCGCCCUCACCUCCGCGCCCGGUGGCUAGCAUCACGCCCAGCAGCGACGACGACGACUCGGAGGACUCGCAGGCCACGCAGCGUCUGUCGCCGUUGCCUCCACGGAUCGACUCCAGGUCGCCCGUGCCGCCUUCGCUGCUCGACACCUCAGGCCAGAACUUCUCGCGGCCGUCGCGGGACCUCCCCGCGCGAGACCUCCCUCUGCGCAACCACAGCAACACAUCCGUCGUGGAACAAAAGACGCCCAUUCCCGCACAUUUUGGCCAUCGGCCCCGCCAGCGAUCGCAGGGCUACUUCGAGCCGACCCUCUCCUCGACGCCCACCAUGUCCAACACAAACCACCUCACGGCCUCCCAGAUCGCGGCCCAAGCAGCCAUGCAUGUCCAGAACCCCCAGCACAUGCGCAAGCGCUCCACCACAAUACCAGACCCGGGAGGAAAUGGCCAGCCGACGGGAAAACGCCAGCCCGCUUCCCCGCCUCCAGUCCCGAAGAUGACGUUUGCGACCAACGGCGUGACAUAUCAGAACGGCCUCGUAGGGGGGCAUAGGUUGGCCGCUACGACCGCUGCGAACGUUGCGUUUCCUCGAAGCCCUGUGCACUCUCCGGGGCUGCCUCCAGAGCAUGGUUCGCCGAGGCCAGCAGCGCAAGACCUGCAGAUGUACAUGCAGAAGCCGGACAAAUCGAAGUCCAAGAUGAAGCUGUUCUCCAAACCGAAGAGCAUCGGCAUCGUCAAGGAUAAAGACCUCGACAAGAAGCAUCCUGCGCUUCCCUCGCCGAACAAAUUGGGCAUGCACAGCACGACUGCGCUGAAUCGACUGAUGAUGAAUCAAUCCACCACCAGCCUUGUCGACUCGAACAUGUCCGGCGCAAGCUCAAUCUACUCUUCCGCAAACGCCUCUACAUCUACUUUGGUCCCACUGGAGAGAUCAACCACAUUCCAACCGGAGAAAGAGAAGGAAAAGGAGAAACAUAAGCACCACUUUCUGUCACGACAGAAGAACAAAUUGAAGGAUAAAGACGACCACCAUCUACCGUUAUCGUCAGCCUCAAGUAAUUCGAAGCCGACGGAUCCAAACGCACCUCAGCCAUUGUAUUCAUUCGCAGCUCCUGCGUCACCAGGGCACUCAAGCUCCUUCGCAAGCGGCCUUGAUCUGAGACAUGGCGGAAGAGCACUCAGGCAAAAGAAGAAGGAAGAGAAGGUAGCUUCCUUGGCGCCAUACUUGAACGAGCUAGAAGCUCCAUACAGGGAGAGAAAUCAGUCCUUCAGCACAGAGCGCUCUGAAUGGCCUAUAAGCAGUUCUCCUGGUAACGCUUUAUCGAUUGGAGGGCCCUCUCCUGGAACAGCCCUUGGAUAUAUGAGCGAUUUGAGUUCUUUGGGAGCCGCAUUUGGUAUCCCAGGAAUGUCACCGGACGAUGCUUGGCCGCUGCUUAAAGCCCGACUGUUACUUAUAUUCGAAGGAGAAGACCCGCGACCGCCUAUUGAAGACUUCAAUGCUCUAGUAUCCGUGCACAUCAGGAGAUGUAUUCAAAAGCGCACACCAACAGUUCUUAUAGAAGACCUUGGCGAGCUACUCGAGACUGGUUUUUCAUCGUUAGACCAAACACUUCGGCAUAUUCCCGAUGACCGCCUCAUUCCACACCUAGUUGAGAUGUGGCUCGUUGUUUUCACUACUAUAUUACCAUUCCUUCAAGCCGUUCUACUCCCGCUGGACCUGGAGUUCAAAGGUCGAGGCCCACUCAUGACUGCCCCGGCGGCAGCAGAUUUCUGGGGCGCGGCCAUGCCAGAUAGUGACAUGUCGUCGGCCAAUAAGAAUAUCCCUACAUUAGGAGAAGGCUUGGAUGUGCGAAGAAUAAUUCUCCUCACUUUCCGCGACACGGUAGUCCUUCCUCGCAACGAUACUCUUAUGGCCAUAUUCUCGCGACUGUCUCUGGAGAAUCUAAACGCAGGACUCGAAAACCCCAAUCCUAUCCCAGACUUUCGUCCUGGGACAGCUACUUCUGGUUCCGAUGGAGCCAUCGGUCCCAUGAGUUCAUACAACUCUUCUGGGCUACUUGAAUCCACCGCAUCCUCGACCUCGUUCCCCUCUUCUCGUUCACGAGCGACUUCGAAUACUUCAGCAGGUUCCUUCUCGGCGCAGUCAACGCAUUCUCCUGCGCCACAGCCAUUGCCGCCGCCACCACCGCCCAUGGAUUCCGCAAAGGUGACGGAGAUUGUUGGCAGGAUGCUACAAUGCGUCAGCGUGCUAGCCAGCGUACAGAGUGGAGAUGAAUCUCAAGCUAAAAUGGAACGCCUCACAAAAGAGCUCAAGUAUAACUGGCUAGGUAGGGGUAGGACUGGCAGGCAACGGAGAGGCUUCGUGGGCCCUAGGAGGGGUGCCUUGGGGGUGGGCGCGUGAAGCUAAUCUUGACACGCACAGGAAGGAGUAUUUGGAACGUCGUUCGCACUUUUGGAUGUACAGCUAUGCUUUUUCGAAAUGAGGGAUGUUUGAGUACCGUAUGGUUUGAGGUGUUUGGGUACAGGAGGUUCGUUGAGCAAUCACGGUAUGGGAAGGGCGUUGGAUGGCUGUCAUGAGGUAUGAUUGGAUUCACCUAGUGCUUUUGUAGUGAAUGAAGACGAUGCCCACUGAGGCAUCUUCAAAACGCUGCCGUGGAAGUGAUGGGCGCUAGAAUUGCGUUCAGCUUACAUCUGUACAGUACCUUGCCAUAGAUCUCCGUACACUUUGCUGCCACUGUCUAUAGAAACCGGGGGCAGCAGGGAGAAUAUUCCAAUCUACGUACACCUUGUUGACGCUGUCUAAAGCGCCG
Mytilinidion resinicola is the source of this 2809-nucleotide messenger RNA. RefSeq names its product HbrB-like protein. Lineage: Eukaryota; Fungi; Ascomycota; Dothideomycetes; Mytilinidiales; Mytilinidiaceae. Gene Ontology annotation, biological process: TORC2 signaling. The record is from RefSeq and is a predicted model, not a curated record. Gene Ontology annotation, cellular component: TORC2 complex. Bases 1 to 2400 code for a protein of 799 amino acids. The transcript has a single exon.